Molecule: messenger RNA, 1185 nt
Organism: Malassezia japonica
Lineage: Eukaryota; Fungi; Basidiomycota; Malasseziomycetes; Malasseziales; Malasseziaceae
Gene: TIF3
Product: Eukaryotic translation initiation factor 4B
Exons: 4
Coding region: 1-1185 (394 amino acids)
Cellular component (GO): nucleolus
Molecular function (GO): RNA binding
Source: RefSeq, a predicted model, not a curated record
AUGGCACCGAAGAAGCAGCAGAACAAGAUGUCCCUAGUGGACUUCUUGGCCGACGAGAAUACUGGCAGCUCGUGGGCCGACGAGAUGGAUGAGUUGCCCUCGGCUCCCGCCCCCCGUGAUUAUGGUUCGGACUUUGCCGCCGGUGGUGGCCUGGGUGCGCGCGGUGGCCGCUCGCGCUUUGACGACGGUCCGGGCUUUGCCCGCGCCGAGCCGCCCCUUCCUACGGAGCCUCCCUUCACUGCCUUUGUGGUGAACCUGUCGUUUGAGAGCACUGAAGCUGACGUUGAGCACUUCUUCGAGCCCCUGAAGCCUGUGAGCAUUCGCCUUGUGUCUGGUCAUGACGGUCGUCCCAAAGGUUACGGCUACGUCGAGUUUGAGACUCUUGACAUCCUGAAGGAGGCGCUCACUUUCACGGGCAAGCCUAUGGAUAACCGCAAUGUGCGUGUUAGCGUCGCCGAGCCCUCGUCGCGUUCGAUGAAGGGUGCCAUGGCCGAUGAAGCUACGCAGUGGCGCCGUUCGACUCCUCUUGCCGCGGACAACCGUGGCGGUCCCUUCGGCGGUGGCCCCCCCGGUGGCUCGUCGGGCUUUGAUGAGAUGGGCGUCGGCUCGGAUGGCACGCGCAGCGGUUUCGGCGGCAAGUUUGUGCCUACUGCUGACCGUCCUCGUCGCGGCGGUAUUGAACCGGCGGAACCCGGCCGUGGUGACACUGCGUCUGACUGGCGGACGGGCAAGCCGGUCUCUGGCAAGAGCUCUUCGCGCUUCGGCUUUGGUGGUGAUUCCGAGCGCCGUGGUGGUGACCGUCCCGGCGCGGCGGACGAAGGCUUUGCCAACUGGCGCGCUGGUCGCCAGGCGUCUGCGGAAAGCGCUACUGGUGAGCGUCGCAAACUGGACCUGAAGCCCCGCAGCACGACGGCCAGCUCGACGAGUGCUACCUCGCAGAGCUCGGCGCGCUCGAACCCCUUCGGCAGCGCCAAGCCUGUCGAUGUUGGCCAGCGCGAGCGUGAGAUUGACGAAAAGAUCCGCGAGCAGGACCGCAUCCGCCGCGAGGAACGCCUCAAGGAGGAUGAGCGCAAAAAGAGCCGUGCGAGCAAGGCCCCCUCUGAUGGCGCCUGGCUAGCCAAGGCCGAGAAGCCCGCCAAGACGGCCGAGGCCCCCGCCGAGGAGAACAAGGAAACGACUGCCUAA